Molecule: messenger RNA, 1269 nt
Organism: Cutaneotrichosporon cavernicola
Lineage: Eukaryota; Fungi; Basidiomycota; Tremellomycetes; Trichosporonales; Trichosporonaceae
Exons: 2
Coding region: 1-1269 (422 amino acids)
Source: RefSeq, a predicted model, not a curated record
AUGACCGCUGUCUCUUCCUCCAACAACUUCCAGCCCAUGUGGGACUCGCCUUCCUCCGGCUCUCACAACACUCUUCGCACCGUCGCUUUCUCGGUUGCGGAGGCGGCCCUGAGCUCUGGCCCCAGCUCGCCGUCCAAGGUUAGCACCUCCAUGGUCGACCUCAUGGACGCUCCCGCCCUCGAGUCGCACCCCGACCUGUGGAACGCGUCCACGAUUGGCACCUGGCCCCGCCACAAGCCAAGGCGCACCGGCAGCUUCACUGGACGUCCUCUGUGGCAGCUGGCCGAGCACGCCAAGGAGCGCCGUGAGCUUGAGAGCUCCGUCACCUCCAUUCCGGACAUGUCCGAAUAUGUGUUUGGGCAGGAGGUCACGCUCACCACCAAGUCGGCUGAUCCCUCGCCCGAGGCCGCUUUCUUUAGCAUGGAGCAGCUCCACCGUGCCCUUCCCCGUCUUUCGGGACGCGACUUUGCCGUUGAGGCGGAGAAGCACGCAGCUACCGUGGUCCACGCCCGCACCCAGUCCGACGCUAUUCGGGCUGAGCAGGCCGCAUUCGUGUACCAGCCCAACGGUCGUCUUCCGAGCCUUGCCCAGAUUCAGGCCAAGAUGAACCGCAUGAGCACACGUCGCAGUGACUCGAUCGACUCGCAGGACUCUGAGGGCCCGCAGACGCCGACGGAGGAGAUGACGUCGUUUGACUUUGUUGCUCCUCGUCGUCCAAUGACCCCCGAUAGCCCCUCUUCGCGUCUUGCGCCUUUCCUCCGCGAGCGUACCAAUGGCCGCCUGGCUCGUCCUCGCUCCAUGCCUCCCGUUUACGGAUACAUGGGGGCCCUCGACGAGCUUCCGUCCCUGCCAUCCUCGCGCAUUUCGCGUCAAUCUUCUCUUCCUCCGACUCCGCAGUCGAUGCAGCGUACCUGUCGCCAGGCCUCUCUCCCUCCUACGUACGGUACGCCAACCCGUUCGCCUAACCGUGGCAGUGGCGUUACCCUCGUUGUCACUCCCCCCUCGCAUUCGCAGCUGCGCUACUCGCCAAUGUCGCCCACCGAGUCGGUCGUGUCUGUCGCCUCCGCCGCGUCAUCUGUGCCCUCGCUUCCCAUCAUCACUUGCACGCCUGCCGCUGAGCAGGACUCGGACGAGGAGUCUGAGGCCGAUGUGAUUGUGUUCAGCGGUGAGCCCGACUCGGAUGACGAGGAGGAAGACGAAGAGGACCGUCGUAUGCGCGAGCUGGCCGGUCUGGAGAUGCGUAGUCGCCUCCUCCGUCGCUCGACCUGA